Closterium sp. NIES-65 is the source of this 351-nucleotide messenger RNA. Lineage: Eukaryota; Viridiplantae; Streptophyta; Zygnematophyceae; Desmidiales; Closteriaceae. The record is from the annotation of a GenBank genome assembly.
AUGCUCCAGAUCCAAGUUGAAUCAAGGGCGCUGGAGGAGCUAGCGUGGGCGGUGGAGGCGGCAGUGGAGGCAGUGGAGGGGGUAGGGGUGGUGGUGGGAGUGGUGGCGGGGGUGGAGGUGUCGGCGGCGGCAGUGGAGGCGGAGGCGGCGGCGGCGGUGGCAGUGGGAGCGGAGGUGGUGGAGGUGGCGGAGGUGGAGGAGGCGGUGGCGGAGGAGGAGGAGGAGGAGGAGGAGGAGGAGGAGGAGGAGGAGGAGGAGGAGGAGGAGGAGGAGGAGGAGGAGGAGGAGGAGAAGGAGGAGGAGGAGGAGGUCGUGGCUCUUCGCAAAGGAGUGGCUCCGGUGGUGGGGUAG